Molecule: messenger RNA, 2737 nt
Organism: Anguilla anguilla (European eel)
Lineage: Eukaryota; Metazoa; Chordata; Actinopteri; Anguilliformes; Anguillidae
Product: transmembrane protein 8B-like
Exons: 13
Coding region: 239-2650 (803 amino acids)
Cellular component (GO): plasma membrane
Source: RefSeq, a predicted model, not a curated record
CCAGAUGAGAGACAUACAACUGCAUCGCAUAGUAACGGACAGGACAGACCGCCAAUGAAUCGCAUCUGAAUGAUUCCUAUUGGCAAAUCACAGCAAAAUAAGGCGUGGCAUUCUCGGAAUUGCCAUCUCAACAACGUCAUGCGUGAACAGCUGGGCUUGAGCAAUAACUGAAAAUGUGGAAGAGCAUAGCGACAUAAAAUUGCAUGCGUGAUAUGCGGAGGUGAACACUCAGUUCAUCAUGAUGUGGCGACUCAACGCUUCGGGACUGGAUCGGGACCGAUUGCAUCUCCUGUUGAUUGUUCACACCUAUCUCUGCUGUCUCGGAGACUGCCUUUACGUGACGGACUAUUUCACCCGUACUCCUCGGAAACUGAAUGCUUUCCGGUCAUUUGCCAGCGUGGAGCUGUUCCACUUCAAUGUGCCUGACGACACUGUGGUCGCUGUCUGGAACCUUAUCACGUUCAAGGAGCAGGGUGGCACGUUUGGAGACAGCUGUCCCGACCGCAACGUCACCGUGUAUUUCCGAUCCGGGGCCCCACCCGUAAUAAAUCCCCUCCAUACUCGAUUUCCCCAUGACACCAUGGUCCCCAGUGUGUUUGCAGUCACCCUAACAUGGACGCUACCCAACAGGACAACUGGAGUCUUCAACGUCACCAGUCCCCUUCCUGGGGACUGGUUUUUAGCUGCACAUUUACCAAAGGAUGAGGGGAAGAUUUCUGUCAAGGGACUCUACGAGGAAUGUCAAUACCUCUUUCAACCACAGCUCAUUGUCCAGAGGCUAAUUGGUAUUUCAGUGCUGUACCCUGGAUACUUCAUAGAUCAGAUGAUCCCAGUUCACAACAGAUCAGUACUAUACAAGAUAUUCGUUCCUAACUACAUCUCCCAGCUAAAAGUGCAGCUGGCUGACUGUAGUACGAGGAACAAAAGUACAGAGAGCUGCCCUUUGCUGCUGAAGAUCAGAGCCAGGGCACCCCCACUUCACAACUCUUCUUCUGUGGACUGCCAAGAGCAGAGCAUCUGUGAGCUGGAUAUGCCCCUGCAUUCCUGGGAGCAAUGGUACUACAUCCUUGUGGAGAGGUACCUCGGUAAUGUCGACGUCUACUUCCGCAUCAGAGUCCGGGUCAAAGAUUGCUCCAAAGCUUCUGUACUAAAGGGAUCCUCAGCCUUUAAUAUGCCUCAGUCAUACGGCAACGCUAUGGGCACCUCGUCGUCAGAGGCCCUGCCCGUUUCGGGCCUGCCCAGUUUGUCCUGGAACGGCUCAGCACAGAACCCCUUCCUUCUCUCCGGGGACGGCAUGGCCUACCUCGGCCUCAUCACAGACACCUCCAAGUGCUGGCCCAUCCAGCCGACCCUACGCAACGAGCUGGACACAUUCUCAGUGCACUUCUACAUCUUCUUCGGGCCUAACAUCUCCGUGCCUCCUGACAGGGCCACUGUGUUCGCCAUUAACCUCAUGCCUGUCCUGGACAGUGGAGGAGUCCUCAACAUGGAGGUGCGCCUCAACGUGUCUUCAUUGAAAGAGGAGAACAUCACAGUAUUUGGCUGUCUGAAUCACGGAAUGCCCUUUUCAUUACCAGAUAACUCCACAACCAAAUGCAAAUCAGAGUCUGUCACUGGGUUUGCCCUCUCUGUCAAUGGCACCUCCAAUGUUACAAAACUGAGGAUUCCAUACCCACAGACGGGCACCUGGUACUUAAGUCUGCGCUCACUCUGUGCCACUGAACAUGGGUUUCAAGCAUGCCGCAAUGUAACAGCAGAGGUUUACCUACGUACCUACCUCACUCCCUGUAUAAAUGACUGUGGGACGUAUGGACAAUGUAAACUCCUCCGCACCAACAACUACCUGUAUGCAGCUUGUGAAUGUAAAGCAGGCUGGGAAGGCUGGGGAUGCACGGAUAAUUCGGAGGCAUACUCCUACGGCUUCCAGCUGCUGUCCACCCUGCUUCUGUGUCUCAGCAACCUGAUGUUCGUCCCUCCUGUGGCCAUCGCCAUCCGCAGCCACUAUCUGCUGGAGGCCUCUGUCUACAUCUUCACCAUGUUCUUCUCUACUUUCUACCACGCGUGUGACCAGCCAGGUAUUGUGGUCUUCUGCAUCAUGGAGUAUGACGUCCUGCAGUUCUGUGACUUUCUGGGGUCGCUCAUGUCAGUGUGGGUCACAGUCAUCGCCAUGGCUAGACUCAAGUCUGUCAUCAAACAGGUGCUGUACUUGCUGGGGGCAAUGUUACUGUCCAUGGCACUGCAGCUAGACAGACAUGGCCUUUGGAACCUCUUGGGACCCAGCCUCUUUGCCCUGGGGAUCAUGACCAUUGCUUGGACUCUUCGCACUAUCCGGAGACGGCGCUGCUACCCACCCACCUGGAAGCGUUGGGUGUUCUACCUCUUCCCGGGGAUCAUGAUUGCCACCUCCGCUGUGGCCCUCUACGCCUUUGUGGAGACGGAGGAGAACUACUUCUACAUCCACAGCAUCUGGCACAUGCUGAUCGCCGGCAGCGUGGGCUUCCUGCUCCCGCCCCGCGCCAAGCCAACCACAAAGGUGCCGCCAAUGCAGAGGAGGAGAGGAUGCGGCUACCAGCUGUGCAUCAACGAAAAUGAAGAGAUGGGCCCGGUGGACCCAGCCAUCGUCACAAUCAACAGCAUCUGUACAAGCUGAUACUCUCACAGCCACAGACAGUUUAUUGCCUUCUUUUACCUUGGAAACAAGCCAGAGAAUUUGAAACGUGAAGUCAAUUAAGAAAAA